Molecule: messenger RNA, 1971 nt
Organism: Ziziphus jujuba (common jujube)
Lineage: Eukaryota; Viridiplantae; Streptophyta; Magnoliopsida; Rosales; Rhamnaceae
Product: cytochrome P450 78A7
Exons: 2
Coding region: 108-1724 (538 amino acids)
Molecular function (GO): iron ion binding; oxidoreductase activity, acting on paired donors, with incorporation or reduction of molecular oxygen; heme binding
Source: RefSeq, a predicted model, not a curated record
CUUACUCACAUCAAAACCUUUUCCUUUGAUGACCCCAAAAAAAAAAAAAUUAAUAAUAAAAUAAAGAUCAAACCCUUUUCCUUAACUGUUUUCUCGUAGGCCAAAAAAUGGAGCUCAUGAGUUUGGUUAGCAAAGAAUCAAGCUGGUGGGUUCUUACACUCCCAGGUUUUCUGGGUUCCAAAAUUUUUUUUGAUCUUUAUCUUGUAUUUUAUCUCUUCGUUGUCUUUCUCUCUCUUAGUUUUCUCACAUGGGUCUUUGCCGCUGAUGGCAUUGCAUGGAAAAACGGGAGGUAUCAGAAAGGUCGUGUUUCUAUUCCUAGGUCUCGAGGCCUUCCUUUUUUUGGAAGCCUCUUCACUCUCAGCCGUGGCUUGGCUCACCGUUCUUUGGCUUCGAUGACUUGGAGCCGAGCUAAAACCACCCAACUUAUGGCUCUUAGUCUCGGCUCAACGCCUCUAGUAGUUGCUUCCCACCCAGACACUGCGAAAGAAAUCCUGACUUCACCACAUUUCGCCGACCGGCCUCUUAAACGAUCGGCUAAAAGCCUGAUGUUCGACCGAGCCAUCGGCUUCGCUCCCAACGGAACGUACUGGCGGUUGCUGAGACGGAUCGCCUCGUCUCACCUCUUCGCUCCUCGGCGCAUUGCGGCCCAUGAAACGGGCCGUCAGCUAGAAUGCGCCGAAAUGUUGAGUAGCAUAGCGAAGGAGCAGAAUCUGAACGGUGUCGUUUGUUUGAGGAAACACCUUCAAGCUGCUUCGUUGAACAACAUAAUGGGAAGCGUUUUCGGCAAGAGGUACGAUUCGAUUAAAGAUGGCGAAGAACUCGAAGAGCUUAAAGAAAUGGUUAGAGAAGGGUUUGAGCUCCUUGGUGCUUUUAACUGGUCCGAUUAUCUUCCAUGGCUGAGCUAUUUUUAUGAUCCAUUUCGGAUCAACGAACGGUGCUCGAAACUCGUUCCCCGAGUCAGGAAAUUCGUGAAAGGAAUUAUUCAAGAGCACCGAGGCUGUAAAUCUGAUAAGCUGCUUGAUCAAACCGAUUUCGUCGACGUUUUGCUCUCUUUGGAUGGUGAUGAAAAGCUUAAUGAAGAUGAUACGGUUGCUGUGCUAUGGGAAAUGAUAUUCAGAGGGACUGAUACAACCGCCUCGUUGACUGAGUGGGUGAUGGCCGAGUUGAUUCUGAACCCAGACGUGCAAGAGAAGCUUUACUGGGAAAUCCACAACGCCAUUGGAGAGAGAAACAUGACAGAUGCUGACGUGGCAACGUUGCCUUACUUGCAGGCCGUGGUGAAGGAAACACUACGGGUCCACCCGCCAGGCCCACUGCUUUCAUGGGCCCGUCUCUCCACGUCGGAUGUCCAGCUCAGCAACGGGAUGUUGAUCCCGGCCAACACAACCGCCAUGGUGAACAUGUGGGCUAUAACACACGACCCGAGCGUGUGGGACGAGCCACACGUGUUCAAACCCGAGAGGUACUUGGUAGCCGACGUGGACGUGAAAGGCAGUGACCUGAGGCUCGCUCCGUUCGGUGCCGGCCGGAGGGUUUGCCCGGGAAAGAACCUUGGUCUGGUGACUGUGAGCCUGUGGGUGGCUAAGCUGGUCCAGAAUUUCAAGUGGGUCCCUGACGAUUCUAAGCCGGUUGAUCUGAGUGAGAUGCUCAAACUGUCGUGCGAGAUGAAGCAUCCUCUGCACGUUGUGGCGGCGCAAAGAAGGAUUGAUGGUGUUUGGUUCUAGGUUAGGUGAUGCAUGGAUUUCAGGUGUAUCAUCGAUGUGGGACCAGAUCAAUCUCUUUUUAAUUUAUUUGUAACCAUAGUUUGGAUUUUUAUCUAUUAAAAUAAAGCAUCGUGGGGUUUGCUUUGUGAAUGAUUUGGUUUAAGAAAAUGGUUGGUUUGGGGACUUGCAUAUUGUGUGAAUCUUAGUGAGGCAAUAUAUUAAUAAAAUAUUUGUGUUUAAUAGACUCGUAAGAAAACCUUCUUUAUUC